GCUAGCGCGACCAGGAUCAGCCGGUUCCUGGGACUUUCCGAGAGGCCCGCCUCGGCCCGCCCCUACUCCUCCCCCAGCCGCGGGUCCCGGCGGACUCCGACAGCGCCCAGAGACCCCGGCCCCGCGGGGACAGCGGAGAGUCCCAGGCCGGGACGGGACCCGGGACAGCGCCCGCGCGCCAUGGCCAGCUCAGGGUUCCCCGCUCCCUGCGGGUGCUUUUCUGUCUCCCGAGCUUCCCUCGCGUGGCUGGGGGCAACGCUGCUACUUCUCGCCGACUGGGUGCUGCUCCGGCACGCGCUGCCCCGAAUCUCCCUGCUGGUGCCCACGGCGCUGCCGCUGCUCCGGGUCUGCGUGGUGGGCUUGAGCCGGGGGGCCGUGCUGUGGCUGGGGGCCCGCGGGGUCCUCAAGGCAACGGCUGGCUCCAAGAGCGACAGCGCCAGGGUCCGGGGAUGGCUGGCGGCUCUGGAGCCCCUGGCGGCGGCGCUGGGCUUGGCCCUGCCUGGACUCGCCUUGUUCCGAGAGCUGGGUUCCUGGGGAGUCCCCAGGGACGCGGACAGCACCAGGCUCCUGCACUGGGGGAGUCGCUUGGACGCCUUCGUGGUCAGCUACGCGGCGGCACUGCCCGCAGCCGCCCUGUGGCACAAGCUCGGGAGCCUCUGGGUGCCCGGCGGUCGUGGGGGCUCUGGAGACGCUGUGCGUAGGCUUCUAGGCUGCCUGGGCUCGGAGAUACACCGCCUCCCGCUGGUCCUGGUCCUGUUGGUCCUCUCCUGUCUUGGGGAGAUGGCCAUUCCAUUUUUCACGGGCCGCCUCACUGACUGGAUUCUCCAAGAUGCAGCUGCCACUGCCUUCACCCGAAACAUAACUCUCAUGUCCAUUCUCACCAUAGCCAGUGCAGUGUUGGAGUUCAUGGGCGAUGGGAUCUAUAACAGCACCAUGGGCCGAGUGCACAGCCACUUGCAAGGAGAAGUGUUUCGGGCAGUCCUGCGCCAAGAGACAGAGUUUUUCCAACAGAACCAAACAGGUGCCAUCACAUCUCGGGUAACAGAGGACACGUCCGCCCUGAGUGAAUCUCUGAGUCAGGAGCUGAGCCUAUUGCUAUGGUACCUGGUGCGAGGGCUGUGCCUCUUGGGGCUCAUGCUCUGGGGGUCAUUGUCCCUCACCAUGGUCACGCUGGCCGCCCUGCCUCUGCUUUUCCUUCUGCCUAAGAAGCUGGGAAAGUGGUUCCAGUCACUGGAAGUACAGUUGCUGGAGUCUCGGGCACAGUCCAGCCAGGUGGCUAUUGAGGCUCUGUCAGCUAUGCCUACAGUCCGGAGCUUUGCCAAUGAGGAGGGUGAGGCCCAGAAGUAUAGGCAAAAGCUUCAGGAAAUGAAGACACUCAACCAGAAGAAGGCCGUGGCCUAUGCAGUCAACCUCUGGACCACCAGUAUCUCAGGGAUGCUGCUGAAGGUGGGAAUCCUGUACAUGGGUGGGCACCUGGUGACAAGUGGGGCUGUGAGCAGUGGGAACCUUGUCACAUUUGUUCUCUACCAGAUCCAGUUCACCACAGCUGUUGAGGUACUGCUGUCCACCUACCCACGUGUACAGAAGGCUGUGGGCUCCUCAGAGAAAAUAUUUGAAUACCUGGAUCGGACCCCUUGCUGCCCACCCAGUGGUCUGUUGACUUCCUUAAACUUGGAGGGUCUUGUCCAGUUCCAAGACAUCUCCUUUGCCUACUCAAACUGUCCAGAUGUCCCAGUGUUGCAGGGGCUGACAUUCACCCUACGUCCUGGUGAGGUGACAGCGUUAGUGGGACCCAAUGGGUCUGGGAAGAGCACAGUGGCUGCCCUGCUGCAGAAUCUGUACCAGCCCACCCAGGGGCAGCUGCUGCUGGAUGGGAAGCCUCUUUCCCAAUAUGAGCACCACUAUCUGCACAGCCAGGUGGCUGCAGUGAGACAAGAGCCACAGCUAUUUGGAAGAAGUCUUCGAGAAAAUAUUGCCUAUGGCCUGAUCCAGAAGCCAACUAUGGAGGAAAUCACAGCUGCUGCAGUAGAAUCUGGGGCUCAUAGUUUCAUCGUUGGACUCCCUCAGGGCUAUGACACAGAGGUAGGGGAAGCUGGGAGCCAGCUGUCAGGGGGUCAGCGACAGGCAGUGGCCUUGGCCCGAGCACUGAUCCGUAAACCACGUGUCCUUAUCUUGGAUGAUGCCACCAGUGCCCUGGAUGCAAACAGCCAGUUACGGGUGGAGCGUCUCCUGUAUAAAAGCUCUGAACGGUGCUCUCGCUCUGUGCUUCUCAUCACCCAGCAUCUCAGCUUGGUGGAGCAGGCUGACCACAUCCUCUUUCUGGAAGGAGGCACUAUCUGUGAGGCGGGAACCCACCAGCAGCUCAUGGAGAAUAGGGGACGCUACUGGACCAUGGUGCAGGCUCCUGCAGGUGCUCCAGAAUGAAAGACUUCUUGGACCUGCACACACUAUCUCCCUCCCCUUUCUUCUCUCUGUGGUGGAGAAUUUGGGAGCAAAGAUCCUGCCUGAGCUGCAGAGUAGACAGCUGCUUCUAGGAGUAGUUACAUCCUAAAAUGUAACUCCCUAGGUGAUCCCUAAAAUUUGCCAUGCGUAUUACCUCUUCACCAGGCUCCACUUGAUAAUGCCGACUUUCUGGAAGAAAACCAGGAUUUAUAACUUUUUAGUGUAACUGGGUUUAGAGCCAGGGUUGAUGCUUUGGUGUGAAUAGCACUCUGAAAAUGAGGAGAAAUAUUCAGAAAGUACAGAAAGGGAUCAGCUACUUUCAGUAUGACCAAAGACAUGUGCUGCCCCAUAAAUACCCUGUGGAUUCUUGAUAUUUAUAAUAAAAUUGGUGUUUUGUA
Messenger RNA from Cynocephalus volans (Philippine flying lemur), 2840 nucleotides. RefSeq names its product transporter 1, ATP binding cassette subfamily B member (gene TAP1). Gene Ontology annotation, molecular function: ATP hydrolysis activity; ATP binding; ABC-type oligopeptide transporter activity. Gene Ontology annotation, cellular component: mitochondrial inner membrane. Lineage: Eukaryota; Metazoa; Chordata; Mammalia; Dermoptera; Cynocephalidae. The transcript has 11 exons. The coding region runs from base 181 to 2424 and encodes 747 amino acids. The record is from RefSeq and is a predicted model, not a curated record. Gene Ontology annotation, biological process: oligopeptide export from mitochondrion.